Messenger RNA from Erinaceus europaeus (western European hedgehog), 3980 nucleotides. RefSeq names its product phosphodiesterase 2A (gene PDE2A). Gene Ontology annotation, biological process: negative regulation of receptor guanylyl cyclase signaling pathway; regulation of mitochondrion organization; positive regulation of gene expression. The coding region runs from base 166 to 2976 and encodes 936 amino acids. Gene Ontology annotation, molecular function: protein homodimerization activity; 3',5'-cGMP-stimulated cyclic-nucleotide phosphodiesterase activity; 3',5'-cyclic-AMP phosphodiesterase activity. Gene Ontology annotation, cellular component: mitochondrial inner membrane; cytosol; mitochondrial outer membrane. The record is from RefSeq and is a predicted model, not a curated record. The transcript is spliced from 31 exons. Lineage: Eukaryota; Metazoa; Chordata; Mammalia; Eulipotyphla; Erinaceidae.
GUAGUGGGACUGGAUCAGGCUUUGAGUCCAGGCUGAGUGGGGGACAGAUCGCUACUCUUGUUCCCUGUGCCUGCAGGGCCAGGCACUCUGCCUUGGGGCCCUGGGCAGGGUGGACAGGGCAAGGUGCCACCUUAGUCUGGCUGGGGAGGCAGAUGAUGAGGAGCGAUGGGGCAGGCAUGUGGCCACUCCAUCCUCUGCAGGAGCCAGCAGUACCCGGCAGCGCGACCGGCUGAGCAGCGGGGCCAGCAGGUCUUCCUCAAGUCGGACGAGCCGCCGCCGCCGCAGCCAUGCGCCGACAGCCUGCAGGAUGCCCUGCUGAGCCUGGGCGCUGCCAUCGAUGCUUCAGGCCUGCAGCAAGCCAUCAAGGAGGCCCUCUCAGCUGUGCUCCCCAAAGUGGAGACUGUCUACACCUACCUGCUGGAUGGAGCAGCCCGGCUGGUGUGUGAGGACCCCCCGCAUGAGCUUCCCCAGGAGGGGAAAGUCUGGGAGGCUGUGCUGUCCAGGAAGCGGCUGGUCUGCAAUGGACUGGGCCCCUUGGACCUCCCUGGGAAGCCCUUGGCCAGGCUGGUGGCCCCCCUGGCUCCUGGCACCCAAGUGCUGGUCAUCCCGCUGGUGGACAAGGAGGCCACGGCUGUAGCUGUCAUUGUGGUACACUGUGGUCAGCUGAGCGACAGUGAGGAGUGGAGCCUUCGAGCUGUGGAGAAGCACACCCUGGUGGCUCUGCGGAGGGUGCAGGCCCUGCAGCAGCGCGAGCCCCGCGCGUCCCAGAACCCCCCAGCAGGGGCGCCGGGAGACCAGAAGGACAGCGCUGAGCACAGGGACCAGGACCGCAAGAUCCUGCAGCUGUGCGGGGAACUCUACGACUUGGAUGCCUCUUCCCUGCAGCUCAAAGUCCUCCAAUAUAUGCAGCAGGAGACCCAGGCGUCCCGCUGCUGCCUCCUGCUGGUGUCCGAGGACAACCUCCAACUUUCCUGCAAGGUCAUGGGGGAUAAAGUGCUGGCAGAAGAGAUCAGCUUCCCGCUGACAAUGGGCCGCCUGGGCCAGGUGGUGGAGGACAAGAAGCCCAUCCAGCUGAUGGACCUCACUUCUGAGGAUGUGCAGCAGCUGCAAAGCAUGCUGGGCUGUGAGCUGCAGGCCAUGCUCUGUGUCCCUGUCAUCAGCCGGGCCACCAACCAGGUGGUGGCCUUGGCCUGUGCCUUCAACAAGCUUGGAGGAGACUUGUUCACGGAGCAGGACGAGCGUGUGAUCCAGCACUGCUUCCACUACACCAGUACCGUGCUGUCCAGCACCCUGGCUUUCCAGAAGGAACAGAAGCUCAAGUGCGAGUGCCAGGCUCUUCUCCAAGUGGCAAAGAACCUCUUCACUCACCUGGAUGAUGUGUCGGUGCUGCUCCAGGAGAUCAUCACAGAGGCCAGAAACCUCAGCAAUGCCGAGAUCUGCUCGGUGUUCCUACUGGAUCAGAACGAGCUGGUGGCCAAGGUGUUCGAUGGGGGCGUGGUGGAUGACGAGAGCUACGAGAUCCGCAUCCCAGCCGACCAGGGCAUCGCUGGCCACGUGGCCACCACCGGUCAGAUCCUGAACAUCCCAGACGCUUACGCGCACCCUCUUUUCUACCGUGGCGUGGAUGACAGCACCGGCUUCCGCACGCGCAACAUCCUCUGCUUCCCCAUUAAGAACGAGAACCAGGAGGUCAUCGGUGUGGCCGAGCUGGUGAACAAGAUCAACGGACCAUGGUUCAGCAAGUUCGACGAGGAUCUGGCGACAGCCUUCUCCAUCUACUGUGGCAUCAGCAUCGCACACUCCCUCCUAUACAAGAAAGUGAAUGAGGCCCAGUACCGCAGCCACCUGGCCAAUGAGAUGAUGAUGUACCACAUGAAGGUCUCUGAUGAUGAAUACACCAAACUCCUCCAUGACGGCAUCCAGCCCGUAUCUGCCAUUGACUCUAACUUUGCCAGUUUCACCUACACGCCCCGCUCUCUGCCUGAGGACGACACCUCCAUGGCCAUCUUGAGCAUGCUGCAGGACAUGAACUUUAUCAAUAACUACAAGAUCGACUGCCCGACACUGGCCCGGUUCUGCCUGAUGGUGAAGAAGGGCUACAGAGACCCGCCGUAUCACAACUGGAUGCACGCCUUCUCUGUCUCUCACUUCUGCUACCUGCUCUACAAGAACCUGGAGCUCACCAACUACCUCGAGGACAUUGAGAUCUUUGCCCUGUUCGUGUCCUGCAUGUGUCAUGACCUAGACCACAGAGGCACCAACAACUCCUUCCAGGUGGCCUCGAAAUCAGUGCUGGCUGCACUCUACAGCUCCGAGGGCUCUGUUAUGGAGAGGCACCACUUCGCCCAGGCCAUCGCCAUCCUCAAUACCCACGGCUGCAACAUCUUUGACCACUUCUCCCGGAAGGACUAUCAGCGCAUGCUGGACCUGAUGCGAGACAUCAUCCUGGCCACCGACCUGGCGCACCACCUCCGCAUCUUCAAGGAUCUGCAGAAGAUGGCAGAAGUGGGCUACGACCGUACCAACAGGCAGCACCACAGCCUGCUCCUCUGCCUCCUCAUGACUUCCUGCGACCUCUCCGACCAGACCAAGGGCUGGAAAACCACUCGGAAGAUCGCUGAACUUAUCUACAAGGAGUUCUUCUCUCAGGGAGACCUGGAAAAGGCCAUGGGCAACCGGCCGAUGGAGAUGAUGGACCGCGAGAAGGCCUACAUCCCCGAGCUGCAGAUCAGCUUCAUGGAGCACAUCGCCAUGCCUAUCUACAAGCUGCUGCAGGACCUGUUCCCCAAGGCCAAGGAGCUGUACGAGCGCGUGGCCUCCAACCGUGAGCACUGGACCAAGGUGUCCCACAAGUUCACCAUCCGUGGGCUCCCCAGUAACAACUCCCUGGACUUCCUGGACGAGGAGUACGAGGUGCCUGACCUGGAUGGCACCAGGGGCCCCGUCAACGGCUGCUGUAGCCUUGAUGCUGAGUGAUCCCCUCCAGGGACCCUCCCCCAACCCAGGCCUCCCCCUCCCUCCUCUAGAAUCCUGGCCAUGCGUGGGAACCAGAGCCGAGCAUGGGUCCUGGGUUCUAGAUCAGGAUUCACCCUGCAGCCCUGUGCAGAACUGACCUUUCUGGGCCUUGGCUUCCUCAUCUGUAUCCUGGAAGCAAGACUGCCAGCCUUGCCCUGACUUUGUACUCUGAGGGUGACUGGGGCAUGGUGGGCCCCUCGGGCCUCGGACAAGUCCUCCCCAAACCUCUCUUUCCCAGGGCCUCCUAGGAGGGCAGCUUCUCCUGCCCAUUCCUACUCGCCAUAGCCCUGCCCACUGGCACUGACCUUAUAAGGUGGGCCACUUGCCCACCUGCGGGCAUAGAGAGGGUCUCAGAGACAGUCAUGAACUCUGCUGGGGGGAGGGUUGAAAAAGCCAUAGGGACCCCCCCAUCAUGGUCAUCAUAAAUGAUGAGGUGGGGCCUGCAGAAGUGGGACAGUAGGCAGCAGAGUCCUGGACUGGGGGUCAAGCCAGGCCAGGCCAAGUCAGCUGAGCAGACCACCCAGUCUCUAAGACCCCUCAUAUAUCAGAGUCCCCCCUCUGUGGAGUCUCAGGGGACCCCUGGUAUGUCCCCGUCUCCACAGGGCAGGGAGCCAACCCAAGGGACCCUGAACCCUAGCAGCACCCUGUUCCUGCAGCCAGAGAAACCACUGGCCUCCACCCUGGGUGCUGCUCCCUCUUCAAGGCCAUAGUCACCCGGGCCCAGGCCUGGAGACCCCACAGCGCCGGGCCUCUGGGGUCAAGCCGCCCGGGCCUCCCCAUCUCUGUCGUUCUGUACGUGUUGUGGGGUGGAGUGGGGUGGGGGAGGGGGGCCACCUGCCUUACCUAUUCUGAGUUGCCUUUAGAAAGAUGCGUUUUUCUGGACUCCGUGCAACUGUUGUCGCUGGUCCCGUGGGCUGACCGCUUUGUACAUGAGAAUAAAUCUAUUUCUUUCUACCAGUCCUCCA